AUGAAGUCUGCGAUAUUUGGCGCACUCACGCUGGCAGUGAUCUCGAACGCUUUCCCUAGUCCGCCUUCCGAUCUGGCCGCACGAGCCUUCAACCCAGCUCUCCACUCCAGGGAUGAGGGUGAUCUCUCAUACGCACCUUACAACACUUCGUGCCCAGCGGGAGUCACAGACUUCAUCAGGACGGGACAGGCACUCUCCGCCAAUGAGACUGACUAUAUCAACGCACGUAUGCAGAAGAUCAUCGAUCCACUCACAGAUUGGCUCGACAGCGCAAACCUCUCGUACGACAUGGAUAAACUUACAAGUAAUUCCACAAAUGCACCCAAACUCGGUAUAGCUGUGUCUGGAGGAGGUUAUCGUGCCAUGUUGGGUGGCGUUGGGUUUAUAAAUGCACUCGAUAACCGCAAUUCCUCGGUCGACUUUGAGACUGCUGGUCUCCUCCAGUCUGCCGCUUACAUGUCUGGCCUCUCAGGCGGUUCCUGGGCAGUCGGCGGUUUUGCUGCGCAGGACAUGAAGCCAACUUGGGAAUGGAUGGAGACUGCGAGACUUGACGAAAAUAUCUUUUAUCCAGGAUUUUUAGACAGUUUCAGUUAUUUUUAUGAUAUGUUUGAGGAUAUCGAGGAUAAAAAACACGCUGGAUUUGAAGUCGCUAUAUCGGACUAUUGGGCGAGGGCUUUGAGCUACCAUCUUCUCGCUGAACCAGAGAGCAAGUUCCCUGGCUAUGGCAGAAACACUACAUUCUCUGGAGCCAUUAGAGAUGCAAGCACCUUCCAAUCGAACGACAUGCCCUACCCGAUUGUACAAGCACUUGAGCGCCAGCCUGAUCAGAUUAUUGUUGGUCAGAAUGCGAGUAUAUGGGAGAUGACACCCCACUCCUUCGGGACAUACGGCCCACUCGGAGGUGGUGCGCGUGAUUCCAGUCCAAACGGCUUUAUUGAUAUCGCUCUUGUCGGGACAAAGCUCCUCGACGGCCAACUAAAUGGUACCGACCAGUGUGUCAAUGGAUUGGACAACUUUGGAUUUGUUAUUGGCACCUCAGCGACACUAUUCAACCAGGGCGUUAUCAAAGCACAAGGCUCAUUGUCUGGCUGGGACAUCUUCCAAGACAUGGCCGAAAGUGUUCUCAGUGACUUUUCAGAGACUAGAGACGAUGUUGCACAAUGGAGAAACCCAUUCUAUGGAUGGAAAAACGACACCAACAAAAUCAGCGAUGCAGAAAAUGUCGUUCUGAUUGAUGGUGGAGAAGCUCACGAGAACCUGCCACUGAAUGCACACAUCAAACCUGAACGACAAGUGGACUUGGCUAUAGGCUUUGAUGCAACGUCCAACACAAACAAUGGAUGGCCAAACGGCACUAGUCUAUACGUCACUUACAAUCGUACCAUGCACGAUGAUGAUCAAAUCUCAUUCGCGAAUGUACCAACACCAGAACAGUUCGUAGCGCAGGGCCUGAACACGCGUCCAACAUUCUUUGGGUGUAACUCUUCCGAUGUGACAAACUACAACGAAUCCAGACACACUCCAAUCAUUGCCUAUAUUCCAAAUUACCCAUAUGUCGGAGCUGUCAAUACGAGUUCUUUCAAAUUGGAAUAUGAUUGGGAAGAGGCUUCUACGCUUAUGAAGAACGCUGAGGCAUCUACGUCUCUCAACGGCUUAGUCAAGGAUGGCGAAUGGAAGCGCUGUCUCGCAUGCGGUCUUGUUGAUAGAGCUAGAGAAAGAAACGGCAUAGACAGAAGUGAAGAGUGUCAGACUUGCUUCAACGACUGGUGUUGGAAUGGUGAACAGGUCGACACGUCGGAUGUGUCUAAGUAUGAACCGGAAAUCCCAAGCGUUCCUCAAUUUGUGCAGGAAAGGUCAAAUGAAGAUCCUCUGAUUCAACCAAAUGAAUCAGGAAAAUCACAAACAUUCUCUGGAAGCGCGCAAACUGUAUUCUCAUUUACGUUACUGCUCAUAUCUGUAUCUCUUGCUGGUACUGCACUACUCUAG
Molecule: messenger RNA, 1986 nt
Organism: Wallemia ichthyophaga EXF-994
Lineage: Eukaryota; Fungi; Basidiomycota; Wallemiomycetes; Wallemiales; Wallemiaceae
Product: Lysophospholipase 1
Exons: 4
Coding region: 1-1986 (661 amino acids)
Biological process (GO): glycerophospholipid catabolic process
Cellular component (GO): cytosol
Molecular function (GO): A2-type glycerophospholipase activity
Source: RefSeq, a predicted model, not a curated record